GGCCGCCCGGUUCCGCGCCUGCUCAGUGGCGGCGGCGCUCACCUAGCGCGGAGCUGUCACUGCCGCCGGCUGCUCCUGCCCCGCCGCAGCGAUGGAGCGCAACUCCGCCACGCUGCCGGCACCGCUGUCGCCCAGAUCCAGUCUUGCUUAUGGAAAUGUUGAAGAUUUGAGAGCAAUGAAAAAACACUUUUGCUUGCAAAAAAUGAAUCUUUUGGUCCACGUGUAAGUGUCGCACUUGGUGACUCACCUGCAAAAUUUCUUGGCUGACAUCUGAAGACCAAAGUGCUUUUCAACCUGUACUUCUGUAGCACUAUGACUAACUGUAAAGGCAGAUCUACCAUCUCCAAAACAAAUAGCAAAGUCCAUGACAGAGAAGGCUUUGUAAACUGGAUCAUAAAUCUUAAUACAAUUCAGUCUGAUAAAUUUUUGAGGCUGCUUUUAAGUAUGGUUCCUGUUCUUUACCAAAUAAACCAAGAGGAAAGACACAAAAAGGUGAAUGGUGUCUGGCAAGAUGGAUUGCAACCAGCAGGACACAAUUUCAAUGUCAGGUCUGAACAACAUUCAGAGUACCAUUACUUCUCAGAAGCAAGCUUUCAUGGUAGCAGUGGACACAGCCCAUCCAGCUGUAACCCUAAAUAUGAUGGUUUUACCAGUUACAAUUACUGUGAUGGAAUGGACGCUUCAGAAACAGAUGCCAUGUUGCAGGAUGACACUCUCUCUAGUGACAGUAAUGAGGAUAUCAUUGUGGAAGGAAGUAGAAAACAACCCAAAGAAUCUAGUAGUAUUAUGGCACUGCAGAUACUUGUACCUUUUUUGCUGGCAGGGUUUGGAACUGUUUCUGCUGGCAUGGUUUUGGAUAUUGUACAGCACUGGGAUGUGUUCAAGAAUGUUACUGAAGUCUUUAUCUUGGUUCCUGCGCUUCUUGGUCUCAAAGGAAAUUUGGAAAUGACCUUGGCAUCCCGGCUGUCAACUGCUGUAAAUAUUGGAAAAAUGGAUUCUCCCAUUGAGAAAUGGAACCUAAUAAUUGGCAAUUUGGCCUUAAAACAGGUUCAGGCAACAGUAGUUGGUUUUCUGGCAGCAGUGGCAGCAGUAAUAUUGGGCUGGAUUCCAGAGGGCAAAUACCGCUUUGAUCAUUCAGUCCUUUUGUGUUCUAGCAGUGUAGCAACUGCCUUUAUAGCUUCUCUUUUGCAAGGAGUAAUAAUGGUUGGAGUUAUUGUUGGAUCCAAGAAGACUGGUAUUAAUCCUGACAACGUUGCAACUCCUAUUGCAGCAAGUUUUGGAGAUCUCAUCACCCUUGCCAUAUUAGCAUGGAUGAGUCAGGGUCUGUACACUUGCCUUGAGACGUAUUACUAUGUAUCUCCUUUGGUUGGUGCCUUUUUUUUGGCUCUGACUCCAAUGGGCAUUGUCAUAGCUGCCAAACACCCAGCUACCAGAACUGUCCUCCACUCAGGAUGGGAGCCUGUUAUAACUGCCAUGAUUAUAAGCAGUAUUGGUGGCCUUAUUCUGGACACAACAGUAUCUGAUCCUAACUUGGUUGGAAUUGUUGUUUAUACCCCAGUAAUUAAUGGUAUUGGUGGCAAUCUAGUAGCUAUUCAAGCUAGCAGAAUUUCUACCUACCUCCAUUUACAUAGCAUUCCUGGAGAGCUGCCAGAGGAGGCCAAGGGUUGCUAUUACCCGUGCAGAACAUACUGUGGUACAGGAGUAAAUAACAAAUCAGCCCAAGUUCUGCUUCUCUUGGUGAUUCCUGGACACCUGAUUUUCUUGUACACUAUCCACUUAAUGAAAAGCGGACAUACUUCCUUAACCCCCAUCUUUAUAGCAGUCUAUUUGUUUGCAGCUCUGCUGCAGAUUUUCAUCCAAAAUCAUAUAGCACAGGAGUGCUGUUUGCCCCAAGUUUUAGAGAAGAAGAAAAGAAAAGAAAAGAAAAGAAAAGAAAAGAAAAGAAAAGAAAAGAAAAGAAAAGAAAAGAAAAGAAAAGAAAAGAAAAGAAAAGAAAAGAAAAGAAAAGAAAAGAAAAGAAAAGAAAAGAAAAGAAAAGAAAAGAAAAGAAAAGAAAAAGAAAAGAAAGAAAGAAAGAAAGAAAGAAAGAAAGAAAGAAAGAAAGAAAGAAAGAAAGAAAGAAAGAAAGAAAGAAAGAAAGAAAGAAAGAAAGAAAGAAAGAAAGAAAGAAAGAAAGAAAGAAAGAAAGAAAGAAAGAAAGAAAGAAAGAAAGAAAGAAAAUGCUGAAUAUAUUGCUACAUUAUAAUAUGUUAAUGCACUGUAUCUGAUUUUCUGGUGCUAUUCUUAGGAUAAAUACAGAAUUAAGUGGAUGAGAUUCUAUGGUCUGUGUUAGAUAGAAGGUCAGAUUUGAUAAUCUAAUGGUUGCUCCAGACCCUAAUCUGGAGAUGAAUCUUUGUAGAGCUGUGCUUUGCUCCUGAUUGCAUUCCUCCAUCAAUAGGCUAAGCACUUCCCCAUACAUUAACAUUAAUGAGAUUUUCAGACAUUUAGAGUAAGGGGAAAAACGCAGUGUUACUAUUUGCAAUUACCAAUGAGCUUGUACUACAUUAAAUUCAUUUAGAAGAUUACACUUGUGCAUUUUUAAGUGGUACUUUCCUCUCGUUCUUUUUAACAUGGAAAAAAAUGAAGAAAUUGCAUAAAAACCACAUUUACUAAGUACACAGCAACACCCCAGGGUGAGCUAUGCAUGUGCUCUGACCUGCCUGGGGGCACAUAGAAUGCAUAUUAAAUAGCAAUGCAACAGUAAAAGGGGAUUGUCUAGUUCUCAUCAAUGACAGCACCCUUUGGAAUGGCUGAUGGAUGAAGGGCCACGUAGGAAAUAGAAAGCUUGACUUCUUUUUAUUCUAUCCUACUGACUUCAGUUUACUAAAACAAACAAACAGACAAACAAACAAAAGAUAAAAGGCCAGUCUAGUGACUGUCUUAGAACAAUGCCAAGUGUAUAAAGCCCAUUUCUUCUGAAGCUAACAUACCUGAUGCACCCUAAAAAAGCUGACCUACCUGCUUCCCCCAGAGACACAGAGCCCUGCUGGCUCUCUUCAAGGGGGCAACAGCCCCCUUGACCCUGCUCAAGUGAACAACCCUCAUUGACCCUGCUCAAGUGAAAGGCCAGGUAAGGCACCUGAGAGCCUUUAAUGGAAUCCUGAAAGAACCACCAAACUCUCCUUUGCACAAAGGACAUGCUCAAGCACCAUGGAAGGCAAUCAUAGGAGCAUUUUCAAUUUUGUAUUUUGAAACCAUACAUUAACAGUGAGUUGUCUGAUGGUACUAUGGUUCCUCUUCUUUUAAAGUUACAGGCAAGGCCUUUAAGCCACAUAACAAUUUCACUCCUGAAGCUGGUAAGGGGACCUGGAGAAACAGUAAGUUUAAAUGAGGCUGGAAACACAUUUGUUUAAACUAGACACCCACUCGUCCAGGGAAAAAAGUGCAAAUGUGCUCACAGCUAAUGAGGAAAAUAUACCCCACAAAUUUAAGCAGCCAGAGAGAAGAUCCAAGGAAUGGAUAUCUUUAAACCCAUGGAUGGUGAAGGACAAGACAAACAAAUGGGGUCAUGGACUUUUCUUCCUCCAAAGCUGUAACAGAUGUGGCUACAGCAGAGUCGUGAGUGUGCAGCUGCUGCCUGGACACUGAUGGCUGUGCCCGUGCUCAUUACCAGAGGUCCCUGCUGACCCCUCAGUUCUAGAAACCACAAUAAUUAAUGGUCUAAAUCCACUUUGGGAGAGGACACUUUUAAGCCUGUGCGCCGAUUACCCUGAGAGCAGAGUGGGGAUGGUGAUAAAGUCUGUGCUCGAGUGGGUCCUCUGACAGCUCAUCUUGGACUUCAUCAGGCCAUUAAAGGUUUUGGGAAGACAUCUGAUAAAAGCAGCUGUUCUCCCCUGAAAGGACUGACACCAGAGAUGCACUUAAUAUUUUUGUUUUCCUGCAGAAGUUGUAAAGGGGAACAGAGAAGAAGGGCAUGUCAAGAUGAAAGUUUUCCUUCCUUUUCUGAUGCAGCAACCAAGGUGAACAAUGAAGCGACAUGAGCAGUGGGAGACUUCUAAGCUCAGUGGCGUUAAAAGAAGAAAAAGAAAAAAAGUAGUCUGGGGACACUCUGAUCCCAGAAGCUUCUCAUCUCCAUCAGUCCCAAAGUAACAACAAGGGAGGAAAGUCCAGCACACUCUACCCAUGUGGAUGUCUUCUGUUCAGUGGAAGGUGGGUGUGUGUGUGCAGGGGGGGCAGGAGGGUGUUUUGUGGAGAGCACUAGAGAAUAUGCAGACCAGAAAUGCAUAUGCUAACCAACUGGCAGUCAUCAACUCAUUACAGGAAAAGGUUAUUCAAGGUAAACCAGAGUAAUGAGAUGGGAGGUAUUUCCUUCUGGUUACUUAGGCACAGCAGGAUAAAGUAAUCUUUGAAGACCUUUCCAAGCUUGACGGCCAAGCAGCAAGUACAGAUUUAAACAACAGGGAAUUUUUUAUUUUUUUCUGAAUAUAAUAGUCUACUGAAAACUAGGUGCAGAGAUCAAGUCAAUUCACAUGUACCUGUACUGAAAUCAGUUUUUUAAUAGAAGAAAUACUGAAAUGUCACUCAAAAUGCCCAUUAAUUAAAUUCUCUCUCACUAUGAAAACUCUGAUGGAAACCCUCCACAUUUACCAGGCAGGGUUUCAUUUAAUUCUAUUGCAUUGCCUGCAGCUAGUUCUGUAUUACUGUAACCAGGCUCACAAUCAGCCAAUGCUGGGACUGCUAACAUAACACUUGAUCAUGGCAGACUGAAGGGCAAAAUUAUCAAAAUUAGUUUAGCAUGGAAUAAAGAGGAUAAAUAUCGUAAAUACUGUUUGCAGGCCCAUUCCUUGCUAAAUUGAUUUUUCUCUUCAACUUUGCCUUAACGAAGAUUUUGCAUCUGCCUUUAAUUCUUCAGUUACCUUUGUGUUUGGAGGUUUGGUUUGUCUUAUGCUAGAACUGUACUAAUUGCUGCAGAGCUCCCCUCAUCUGUGGUCCAUUACCUAAAAACCAGCUGACAUCCAGCUGGGUCUAUCCUGCACUGAUAAAACCAGAGCUCAUCUCCACCAAAUUCUUCUUAAUAGUAUUUGUUCAGAAGGGGUGUGUAUAGCAGCCUCAGAAACCAGAGAAAGAAAGGUCUUCAAGGGAGAACUGUCAGACAGACUAACUAUAGGAGGCACUAAUGGUCCUGGUGUGACAUCAAGAGAGUCAGUUGUCUGAAGUCUCAGUUAUUAUCAGCUGUCCUUCCCCCAGCCUAUCAAUUACACCACCUGAGUUCUAGGAGUUGUUUGUUAUUCAAUAAACAAAAUGUUUUUUAGUAUUACUUUUGUUUUCCCAGAUGCUAAAAGGGGGGGGAUUUUUGAGCAUGAGGUUAUAUGCAAGCAUGUUUUCAAUCCUGUUUUCACAUGAAAGGUGUGAAUAAGAUUCUUGAAACCUUGAUGGAGAGCCUUAAAGUUACAAACAUGGUUUAGACUAUUUUAAGACUUGGCUUUUACAAUUUGCAUCCAUAAUUACCCUACUUAGUGUAUACAUGGGCUAUACACCAAGUUCUAGAUUGUAUUCUUCAAAAUGUUCAGCAUUAGACAAUAAUGGGGAACCAGCAAUUUUUCAUACUUGACAGUCCAAGCAUUUCUCAAAUCAUCACAAAUAAUUAUUACUCUGUGCAGAUUUCUACAGAUGACAGUCAGACAAUUGUAGCUGUGCAAAUCAAAACACUGUUAUAAAAGAACAAUUGCAUUUUCAAUAAAGGGAUUUUAUUAAACUGA
Messenger RNA from Haemorhous mexicanus (house finch), 5738 nucleotides. It is a transcript of the gene SLC41A2, whose product is annotated as solute carrier family 41 member 2. The transcript has 11 exons. NCBI's taxonomy places the organism in Eukaryota, Metazoa, Chordata, Aves, Passeriformes, Fringillidae. Gene Ontology annotation, cellular component: plasma membrane. The record is from RefSeq and is a predicted model, not a curated record. Gene Ontology annotation, biological process: monoatomic cation transport. Gene Ontology annotation, molecular function: monoatomic cation transmembrane transporter activity. The coding region runs from base 313 to 2226 and encodes 637 amino acids.